Epinephelus fuscoguttatus (brown-marbled grouper) is the source of this 3335-nucleotide messenger RNA. It is a transcript of the gene pcare1, whose product is annotated as photoreceptor cilium actin regulator 1. The transcript has 2 exons. The record is from RefSeq and is a predicted model, not a curated record. Bases 36 to 3278 code for a protein of 1080 amino acids. NCBI's taxonomy places the organism in Eukaryota, Metazoa, Chordata, Actinopteri, Perciformes, Serranidae.
GACAUGUGGCUGACCUCGCCCCUGAAGUAGUAAACAUGGAUAAACUGGGGAGUCAAGGAACGGACAACAACACAGUUUCACAAAGAAAAGACAAAAAUGUUGACAAGCAGGAUGGGACAGAAAAAAAGCCUGUCAGAAAACCUAAAAAAAAUACCAGAGGUAUUAAGGGGCUAAAGAAGAAAGACAAGGAGAAAGACAAACCACUUACAGAACAGAAAGUGGACUUCCCAGAACCUUUGGUAAAAGCUCACCAAGCUGCUUAUGCCUUUUUGAAUCCCAGCAUAAACAAAUAUGACGCUUUACUAGGACUCCUGGAAGAAGCAACCCAAACACAGGUUUCUGUACAGACUAUGGUUGCUUUUAUGGCUUUACGCUAUGAGGAAAUAAUUCAGGGACUGGAAGAGAUGGCAGACGAGGGAGAAAAAGUUUUAAAAGAAAAUGGAGAACAUCUUGCUUGGCCAAGUCAAAUGAAAAACCUCUCAUCUUCUCCACCUUUGAAGUCUGGCUCUGCUAAUAUUGAGCCCCCACCGGAUUUGUUGCAGCAGCUGCUUCAGUACACCACACAGAGAAUGCGAAAUGUGAGCCAGACUGUUGGCGGAAUUGGGGACUCUACUUUAGAGGAGGCAGUGGAGUACUUUGCCUCUGUCUCUGAGCUUUUAGAGGAGAAACUGAAAGUCAAACGUGCAGUAGAGACUAGGCUAAUGCAACUCUUAUCUCGCAUUGAAAUGGCCUCUUUGCGCAAGCCUGGGCCAGAGGAUUCUGCUCUCUUUAGUGAGGACAGUGGUAUUGGAGCUGAGAGUGAAUCCCUUGCUGGAUCUGAAAGACGCCAUAGACGAGAGAGUUGUGCAUCUACUGGGACAAAUAGAACUACCUCUGUCAGUCCUUUGGGAUACAUCCCCAUGGACAUUAGGCAAGGAAUAUCAAGGCAAAAGCUUGCAAGUCAAAUAAGUCCAAGUGUUUCCCUCACCUCACUCAACUCAUUAGGUUCUACAUGUACUAUAAUGGCUAAUUACCACAGAGACUCAUUGCUAGGAUCAGUCUCUUUAGAUUAUGGGGAGGAAGACGACAAUGAUGAUGAGGAGGAUAUGGACAGAGGUGUGAAAGAUGUGCAAGUAGGGUUGAGAAAGCGAUCAAAUUCUUCACCCGUAGAUCACGAACAACAACAACCAUGCCGCCUACCCCCAAAGCGAAUAGAGAAUCCUCAAAAUGUUGAAAUGACUCUCAAAAUGAAAAAUGCUAUAAGUGGUAGGAUACAGUUUGUUCCAUCACAGAACGCUAGUGCCAAAACAAAGACAGCUGGCAGCCCAAAAACCAGUAGACGGCAGUGGACCGAGGAAGUCGAACGAUCUCCAAGGAGGCCUCAAACAACGGCACCUACUCAGAAGGCAGUGUCAAAAAAGACCCCAGUGACUAGAGAGCGACGUUCCCAGUCAGCAGAAUCCCUGCGGAGCAAAGGAGAAGAUCCAACUCUGUUUGAAUUAGAAAGGACCCAGAAGGAUUUAAACCAGAGGUUGCAGAGGAUGAGUAAAAGCAAGGCAGGUGGAAGUGUUAAGAAUCCUCUGUCAAAACAAAAUCAAGGAACCUCACCAGCACAAUCUCCAGCAAGAAAUCGCAAACAACCCUUACUUCAGAAAAACAGCAAUCCCCAACCACCUGAUGACAAAGCAGGCCUUACAAGGCGCAAUGCAAAAAAACAGGAGGUAGUCAGUGAUGUGGAAGAAGAUAAACUGAAGGACCAGAAAAUAUUAAAGGGUCCUAUAAAAGCCACCCCACCCCCUAGCCCUCCUUCAUCACCACGACCAUCUUCAGGCCUUUACAGAGGCAGAAACUCAGUUAAAAGACUAAUUGAUACCUUCAGUCAAGGAAUAGAGGAACUAGAUGGUCCUAAAGUUCUGGGGCCUCUCAGAGGAGUACGGAAAUGUGGCGUCCCAGUGUUACCUGGUUUAGGCAAUGUGGAAGCUGUGCUUAGCACUGGGAUAACCAGCUGUAGACCUGAAUCCACUGCAUCGGAGAAAACCAGUGACUUAGAUCUGGAUAGUCUUCCUCCGCCUCCGCUGGAAGUAUUAAUGGACAAUUCUUUCGAAAGUGCCCAGAGUCUUUUAACUGGUGUAGCUGAUGAAGGGGCUACCAAAGUCAGAAAAUCACCUGUAUUAAAGAGGGCUUUAGUAUCUCAGCGACUGAAGGCCUCAGUUCAGUCAGUGACGGUGCUGCCAAGUAAAGGAGGCCCUCCACAAGUUUCCAAGAUUUCCCCCUUUGUUGGAGCAGAUCAACAAGAUGCAUCUGCUCCAUCAAAGGCCAGCCAACCAGAUGUUCAACAGGAGGCAGACCCAAGUGGAAAGGAAAAGGAUUCCUCGUAUCAGCAAGACAGAAAAAUGAUACACCUAAGACACUCAUCAGACUCACAGAGAUUGUCAACAGAUUCUCUAGUAACAAAUCCAUCUGCCAGUCAAGAAGGAUCAGCAGACAUGCAAGAUGGUGGCAACCUUUCAGUGCCUGGAUCUAACACUACAGCGUCAACAGUGCCUCCUUCUUCAGUCGUCAGGAGCCAGCCACCUGCCACACCACCCACGCAUAAGGGGCGAAUGUUACCAUCCACACCUUCUGCACCAAGCAGUCUACAUCGAAGACUUCCCAGUCCCCACACCUUCAAAAGGCAACCUACUCCACCCUCUUCUGCUAGCCCUCCUGUUAACAGGAAACUCCCUACACCACCUGCAAUCCAAGGGAGGCUCCCCAGCCCACCUGUUGCAAAACAGAACUCAAAUUCAUCCUCCUCCUACCCUUUCAAAGCACCGUCUCCACCAGCUUCGCCAAAGGUACAAAGAUGGUCAAGGGAGAACAGCAGCGAAGACUUGUCUAGUCCUCGGAUGAUCAGUAAUGCUCGUUCAGUCUUCUGCCCUGUCUCCUCAUCCCUGUUUGAAGCCCAGCCUCGUCCAGUUCCCCAACCCCCUCAAGCAUGGACCUCUACUGGGGUCUCUUUUCUCCCACGUUCUUGGGGGAGUCGUGGGAGGUUUCCUGUAUCUAUUCAAGGACCUCGGCCCUUCAUCCGACGUAGCCAUUCAGAACGAAGGCCAAGUCUAAGUCUGCCACCAAGAGCGCCAGGCAUCUCAGUGGCUGAGACCUGUGGGAGUGAGCCAGCAAUAUACUCACAGGGGCUGGACGAUGAACCAACCAGGGACGAAGAACUAUGGGAGAGCCAAUCAAACCUCAGACCUACACUACGCUCUGCGUCACACCCUGACCUGUGUGUUGUUGGACAAGCCUUGCACAGAGACUAAAGGGGCCAAUGAAGGGCCAGUGGGAUUAUGGAUUAGCCGGCCUUGCCAAGGAUUUAA